CAUUUGUCAUCUGUGUGUUAAUUUCAUUUGUGUCGUUCGAUUUUGACAUUUGUUGAUAAUUUAAAAAUUUUAAAUAUCAAAUUAUUUAUUAUUUGAUUUCAUUGCAGAAUAUAAUAAAUGCUUGAUAUAAAUUAAAAUGGCAAAAUACCAAGGGAAGGUCUAUUUAGGUUAUGAGGAAGAAAUAAUUGUAGACAAAGAUCAAACCCAGAUAAAUUAUACGAUCAAUAAAAUUGGCGGACUACCUGAUUGGCCUCCGUUAAAUGAUAUAAAAUUUUCAACCAAAUGUCCUCUAUGCAGCUUACAUAGGUUGUUGGUAGUGCAGUGCUAUGCACCUCUAGAAGGUUCUGUAUAUCAUCGCACUCUGUAUGUCUUUGCCUGCAUUAAUCCAACCUGCUGGACUCAAUCUGAAAGUUGGACGUGUGUAAGAAGUCAAAUAAAAGAUGAGCCAACCAAAACAAGUGCUGUUGUCAGCAUACCUAGCUCGGAGACUAACUUGAGCUGGUGCAAAGGAUCAGAUGAAUGGGAUGAAAAUGACAAUGCAGAUACCACCAAUGGCAAUGUCAUGCUUGUCGACAAUAGCCCUCUUAAUGGUGUACAAAGGAACUCUGAUGAGGAAGAUGAAAGCAAUUCAUAUGACUUGGAGACAGUAGAGCAAGCUUUGGGAAACUUACAAGUUGAUGCACAUAAUGCAAACUUGUCACCAGUACAGGGAGCAGUGGGUGCAAUCGGCGCCCCCGUGGCGGUCGCUGAACUGGAGGGGGGCGACGAGUCGGGGCUGGUCAUAGUGGAGACACCCACUGCACCAACAAAUAACAUGGAGAUACUGUUUAGCCAAAUUACAGAAUUGCCACCCGACAUACGAACUUACCUUCUGUCUGCGCCGCUCCAGUUUAUUCCCAAAUACAUUUAUGUGGAAGAAGAAUGGGACAAAUGUUAUGCUGACAACGACAAAGUGACUGAACUACUCAAUAAAUACAAGAGAGACAAUGAAAUGGAAGUGGGCAGCGUGGCGGAGCGGGUGUCGGCGGGUGCGGGGGGCGCGGGGGGCUGCGACGACGAGGCUUACGAGGACGCGCCGCCGCCGCAUGGCGACCGGCUGUUCCACGCCUUUCUCACGCGCCUGCACCAGAACCCCACACAGAUACUGCGAUAUUCCCGCGAUUCACCACCAUUGCUGGGCGCGCCGCUGCCCGCGACCGAGAGCAGUGCGAGCGCGUGCAAGCGCUGCGGCGCGCGGCUCACGUGCGAGCUUCAACUACUGCCACGCUACGCUGAUACGCUUCGCGUACGCCGCAGCCAAGCGCCGCUGCCGCAUCUACACUUCCUCUCCGUGCUCGCCUUCACGUGCUCGCAGAGCUGCUGGCAACCAAACGACAGGCUGGUGGAGGAAACUGUGCUCUUCCAACCAGAGGUCGUAUAAACAAGACCCACAGAGUGUUCAUAACCAAUAACUACCGCGUUUAUUCUCUUACAUUCGAUGGCAUUUAAGAUCAUGACCUUGAUACACUGUGCUAGUUUCACCGUCUGUAAGCCGCCCCAACAUUUAUUAGUCCAAUACAAGAAACCCCUUAACAAUAUUAAAAACGCUAAUUCUCAUGCUAGCGGAAAAAAAAAAUUAAACAUCCUGUUUAAUUCUGCUUCGUAAGUAUGAAGUCAUUGGACUUUGGCCUAGGUUAGGCUAGAAGUGAAUGACCUCAAAGGGCCGCAUAGCGGCAUGGCGGCGAAUAAGUAGUAUGAAAAUACAGGAGGAUUUAAAAUAAUCUAUUUUUGAAAGUUUGUUACCAUCGUAACUCCUUGAAUUGUACUUUGUUUUUUUUUAUAAUAACAUGGGCCUCAUCAGGCGAUGAUUCUGCGCACCCCUGGCGACGCCGCUGAGGUCCCAUAAAAAAGCCUACGGCAUUUACACAAUUUUCAUAACCAAUACCAAAUGCCUACCACGCAAUACGGUCAAAUAGGUCAAAUAUAUCUUCCUAAUGUUAAUAUUUAUGUACGCAAAGUUGCUAUGAGCCUACCGACAGGCUGCUCGACGGAACUUUGCUUUUUCAAAUCAGUGAUUAUAUGAACACAAUAUACAUGGUGCCCCUAAUGAAUGACUACCAUUUACGCCAAAAAAAAAUGUAUGUGGAAAUGGUAGAUUGUAGGCAAGACAUUCAUACAAGCAAUGUCAAAAAACUCAUGACAUGAUUUAUGUCAUUAAAAAAACCUUCGGCUGUUAUUGGUUUGAACACUAUACUCUGUCAAUUUUACUAAUAAAUUAUGGUUGUCCAUAUUACUCUUCAGAUGUUACUCUCCAGGAGCCAAAUUUUAAUUAGUCACGUCUAGCAUUUAUUGUUUUAAUUACCCUUUAAGGUAUUUAAUAGACAAUGGUAUCAUUGCUGAUACACAUCAGCAAUGAUACCAUUGAUCAUGAUAUACAAUAAAUAACAUUUGGAUUUUUCGCGAAAAUCUUUAUCAAAAUCAAUAUGGCAAUAACACCCACAAUUGUCAUACUAAUAACUGUACUGUUUUUCUUCGAAACCUACGUGUGUUUAGAAAAGACCGCCGUCAUCUAUGUAAUUAAUAAUAUUUGGAUGUUUUUCUUGGCAACUCACACAAUAUAUAAUUUUUUUAAUAUUAUUGAUUUAAAAUACUUUUCAUCCAAUAAAAAAAGGGUCAACCAGAACGGUUUGAAUGUCCACUCGAUUUAAUUGACAUUGUCCGUUUGACCCAACAAUACUUUAGGCUAGUUUAAAAUGUAAUUUUAACUCAAUAUAUUAUGAAUACUCUGAUGUCUGAGAAAGGUAUUGACAGCUGGGUGGUCAAAUAUUUGGAUCUGGUUAAUGUUUUUCAAAACUUUUGAGGGAAGGAUUUCUAACGAAGUUUUUGGAAGUUAGGUCUUUUUGAGAAUUAUAAAUUUUUGUUUCUCACGCUAUUGGUAAAGAGUAAUCUAGUCUAGAUUUAUUAUAAUUAUGGAUUAAUAGAUUGAUUUAAAACGAAUGCUAGAAAUUUAUAAACCUUGUGCUAGUGCUAGUUCUGUCACAGAUAUCUACAGACUCGCAAAAUACUUAAUUUUUCUAAAUUAUAUUUCUGUAUUAUGUAAAUCCUUUUUAUUAAUUUAGUGCUUUGUGGAAAGGUAUAUACUACUAUAGCUGAAAAUAAUAGCACUAUGUGCUUUUAUUUCAUAAAAAUUGCAAGAAUGUGGUAGCUACUUUAAAAGAUUUCUCAGUUUAUUUUAGUUAUUUGUGCUGAACUAACACUAGAAGGGCUCUGACAUAUUAUUAUCAAAUUAUUUUGAGAAAAUAUUAUCAUGUUCAUAUGAUUAUUUUUGUUAUUUGUAUUUGUAAAGUUCGAGUAUUCAAAAAGCUGUUGAAUAUCAAACUUUACAUACAUGACAAAUAAUAAUUUAUAAAUAAAUUUAGUUAUUGCUUUUAUUCUAUAAGAAUAUUGUGUUUUUAAAUAUAUUUUUUAUUUAUUUAGUCAUAGUGUAAUAUAACUAUUGUAAUAUAAGAAUGGUAGUGAAUUAAUACGUCCUUCACGUUUAAGCCUUAUAUUCAAAUAGUAUGUUAAAAGUUAAGGCUUGAAAUUUUCUUUGUUUUUAAAACUUCACUGUUAUUUGGAUCUUCAUCCAUUGGAAAAAAUCUUGUCAAUCAUAGAAUAUUAGUCAGUUUCAUAAAGUUUCCGAACAUUAAUUCUAAGAUUAGUUAUUUAUUUAAUAAAAAUGUCCUUAAAAACUAACAUUUUAGUAUUUGGCCAUUAGAAUAUUGCAAUUGCUUAUUCUUGUUAAGAAGUUAAUAUGGAGGCACUUAAUAUAUUUUCAUUAACAUCAUAACACGGUAACUUUCCAUAUACCUUUAUUGAAUACUAAAAAAAAUGCCCUUCCUCACAACACAGGUUAGACAAAAGCCCCUUGUUGUAUUGUAUAUGAAGACAAAAUAAAUCUUAUUGUUGGUAACAAUAUUAUAAACUAACCACAUUCAUAUGGUUUAUAUAUUAAUUUAAACAAACUGUUAAAAUACAUAUCGAUAUUUUGGCAUGGGCAGAAAGAUGUGGCAUAAAUAGUGUAAAAAAUAAUGUUUUUCUUUUGUUUUAAUAUGGUUCCUCAUACCUACAUUAGCAAGUCAUCAAGUAAAUUUUUUUAUCAAAUAAUUUUGCCCUAAUAUGGUGAAAAUGGUCAAAUAUUUGACUAUCGUCCGACGUUGGAACGUUGGCAGUCCCCAGUCAAGUCAUAUCAUGCUUUAGUAAGGCGAAGACAACCUUACUAAAACUUUUGAUGGAGUCCACCGAAAAAAUCGAAUUAAUCACUUGGUUCUUGUUCAACCUCCAUUUCGUUUGUGCACCUUUACAAAAUAACUAGUAUAUCGAAAAAAUGCAGAAAAUCAUUGAAAAUAAAACGAUUUUCCCGCCAUACUCCUAAUAAGGACUUUCGGAUUUAUAAUUAUCUGGCUUAACCAUAGAGCAAGGUUAUUAUAAUAUUAGAGCCUUUGGGUCAAAAAAAGGCUAAUACUAAAAAAAAAAACAAAAAAAAAACAAAAAUACCAAAUAUUGUUUUGCAAAAAAAAAACUAAUCAUAAUCUAACAAGAGAGAUUUCCUGUCCGUGCUAAAAUUUUGAUAUGUACCUAUUAAAAAAUGUAUUUAGAAUACCUCAGUUACUUCAUCGAUUUUAACUCUUAGAGUUUGUUGUAUUUAUAAGUUACAACGAUUUUUAUUGUAAUUAUUUUGCGCAUAUUAUGCCCGUUUCGACUGUGAUGUAAGUGUACUACGUUUUUGUUGUUAUUAUUAAGGUAAAUAAGGUGUAAUUAAUACUAAUAGAAUUAACGUUUUGGUAGAUACGAGUAGUUAUUAGUUUGCAGGGAAUAGAUCUAUGAUGAGAUACUUAGGACUAAGAUGCGUGCCAAAAGAUAAAGCGAUAAUUUUGACUUUGUACAUAUCGCGAGAGCCGUUAGCUCAGUGGAUAUGACCUUUGCCUCCGAUUCUGGAGGGUGUAGGAUUCCGGAUUCGACUUUUCAGUUGUGUGCAUUUUAAGAAGUUAAAUAUCACGUGUCUCAAACGGUGAAGGAAAACAUCUUGAGGAUACCUGCACACCAGAGAAUUUUCUUAAUUUUCUGCGUGUGUGUACUCUGCCAAUCCGCAUUGGGCCAGAGUGGUGGACUAUUGGCCUAACCCCUCUCUUUCUGAGAGGAAAUUCGAGAUCAGCAGUGAGCCGAAUAUGGGUUGAUAAUGAUCAACCCAUAUCGCGAUCUCUUUCUUUGCAAUACGACGAAAGAGAGUAAAUAUGUAGUCAAAAUUGUCGUGAAAAUGUAGCAGCGACAUCGAAACCAUCGCUCGAUAUUUCGUUGCGUUGAGACAAAAGAGAAAGAGAGUUGAGAUAUUAACGCUAUUCGUCGACAUUAUAGGGUAGUCAACUCAUAUUUAAUAUAAAUAUCGUAUAGUACCUACAUGGAAUAAGGGUCCGAUAAAUAUCGAUAUUAAUUAAUAUAAGUUUAGGAUUUAUUAUAAAACUUCAUUUAAAGAUUAUGUAUUUUUAAAUUUUCCAAACGUCAAAAAUGCUGUCGUCCAUUUCGUGACGUCACAAUGUUACUUGUUAUCCAAGAAAUAAACGAGAUAUGAGAUAAUGUCGAGAUAUUUCCCAUACAAACGUUCAAGAGUCAAGGGAUAGAGUAGGGUAGGGAGGGGUAGGGUAGAGUAGUGUAGAGUAGGGAUAGAGAAGAAUUGCACAUAAGUCAAAGCGAAGCUUAACCGGGUCCGCUUGUAACUAAUAAUUUUGUCAGGCAUUAUACUCUUUGGUUAAGGUUGAGUGUCCACGUGACGUCAUGAAACAGAAAAUAUAGAUCAUCGUGGCUGAUAGCGUUUUGACUCGUACUUAAAAAUUAUUUAAUAAUAAUCAAAAAAAUAUUUAAAAAUUAAAAUGUUUAUGUAUUUGUCGGCGCGAAUGAGUUAUUUAAUUGGUUUGCUCGAGGUCAUGAGCCGAGAUAGUACGAAAAUAGAUGGGGAGUAGUGGGAGACAGAGUGCUAGCGAUAUUAUUUUAUAAGCGACCGCUCGGGUGGUUAGCUCAUUCUUGUCGUGGCGUUCGAUCCGUCCACACCUUUGUUGGAUAAUAUCCUUUAUGGGUUGUAUGGGAUAGGCGGGGAGAGUGACUUGAGUGGUAAAUUGUGUAAGCGAUUAGUGAAGUUAUGCGAAGUGAAUCUAAUGGAAAUGGCAGUGCCGAUGACCAAUGUCAGGUCAGCGGUUCUGCCUGCAAUUAUUUCAAUGAACGGCUUCUCCGUUAUAUUCAUGUCUCGAAUAUGUAAAUAUUAUUUUUUUCAAUCUAGUAGAACGAUAAUGAACAAUUUGUGACGUUUAUUAAAAUGUGUCAACUAGCCUUGCUUCCUUUUUGAGAUAUGUCGUGGUGCGCAUCUUAGGUCUACCGGAGAAGGUAAAUGCCUUCUUUUCGUCUUUGAAGCUUAUGGAACGCUGUCCAGUUAAUAAUAUACUUAAUACGAAAUAGUUAGCACUAGUCACUUGAAUAGAAUUGUUUAAAAUUACAAAUCGAAUAAUUAAAACUAAAAAUAUAUUUUGUUCUGUCGAUUUCGUAAUUACUAUACCUACAUAUAAGUAAAAAAAAUAAUUUAAGUACUAAUGAAACUUUGACUCUUAAAUAGAAUUCCGGAUACUGUGUAUUUAUAAAAUAGAUAGCAUGCAUUUUCGAGCUAUAGAUUUAGUGUACUUUGACAGUAACUGCUAGAGUUUAACUAACGAAAGUAGACUGAAAUUGCCCGCCAAAUUUAAAAAAAUAUUUAAACAAAUUAAAAAAAAUCAUAAUUUGUUUAAAAUUUUUUUUUGUUUGUGAAUACAUUACUAUUACAUUACUAUACUACAUAAUUAUACUAUUAGUGUUAAACUCAGUUGUUCCAAUAUUUGCACUCUAAUUUUCAGAAUUUACUAGGUUUUUUUUUAAUUUGGCUGGCGAUUUUAGUCUCUACUUUCAUCAGCCAAACUCAAAUUUAUAAACUACAUAUGCCGGCCCCAAAUUUUUAAGAAAUAGUGUUAGUGGCCGAUAACAAUUAUUGUCAUGCUUUACAUGUUUGGUCCAUAAAAAUUAUUAUGAAUUGAAAUAUAUCGAACUACCUAAUACAUAUUUUAUAUAGACAGGCAUUAUUUUGAGAGCGCUUAUAAAGGCAAGGCGAAAACUGAUAUUGUUGUUAAUUUAGCAAUGCAACUGUGACUCCUCUGCUGCUAUGCAAGGUAUGUAUUGGCAGAGUAUCAUAAACACAGACAUCUACUGUGCAGUAGUCUGUAUUUAUGAUACUCUGCCAAUGCGUAAAGAAAUAAAUAAAUAUUUCUAUUCUACAUAGUAAUGUAGAGUAGAAAUAUUUAUUUAUUUCUUACAGACUGAUAAUAUCCUCUGAAAAAAUAGAGCUAGACUCCACUAUUACCUAAGGUAAAUCCCUGGACAUCCUUGGCUUAGUGCUAAAGCGGUAGAUAUUAUCAUAAAUGUUUACAGCACUCGCGUCUACUAGCAAAUUAUUGUCUCUACCAAAGACAAAAGAGGCUUCCCACAAGCUUGUGUGUGUUCUAUGUUUGUUUAUCAUGGUGCAAAUAAAUAAUUUCAUGGAAUCUAUUAAUGAAUACAUUCCAAUUCGGAUUCAGAAUAGCAAAAUAAUUCAUUUUUUUGUAUAUUUAUAUUAAUAGCAGAAUUAUUCUGCUGUUACUUGGGUUCUCGGACCAACGACCAAAGACCAAACCCUGGUAACUUUUUAGUUUUCAACUUUAAUUGUCACUAUUAUCUACUUAUUAAUAUUACUGACGUUUCAAAAGUGCUGGUGAACUAAGCCUAGUCGAAAUAAAUGAAUUUUGAAUGGUCCAAAGAAUUUUUCAAGAUAAAAAAGCCUAUAGCUUAGCUUAAUGACCUCUUUUAUUUUCCAGAGAAAGUCCAGUUAUUUUGAAAUCACAGACGGACUCUUCAAUGUUAUUUAUCUAUAUUCAGCAACUAAUAACAUUUGGAGGAUCCUCAGUUUUCUACCUGCCGAAUGAAACACUCUCUAAAACUUAAAAUAAAGAUAUACUUAUUUUAAUAUAAAUAUUAAUAUGAUUUUUAUUAAUAAAGGCUAUUUAUAACCUAUUUUGAGUUUACGCACAACUACAUUGCCACUAUAGAACUUCCAAUAAAUCUUACCAGUUAAUUAUGUACUUAGAUUAGUAAAAAAACAAUUAUAAAAUUAAA
This is a messenger RNA of Bicyclus anynana (squinting bush brown), 8181 nucleotides long. RefSeq names its product programmed cell death protein 2-like (gene trus). The record is from RefSeq and is a predicted model, not a curated record. Lineage: Eukaryota; Metazoa; Arthropoda; Insecta; Lepidoptera; Nymphalidae. Bases 137 to 1420 code for a protein of 427 amino acids. Gene Ontology annotation, cellular component: cytoplasm. The transcript has 8 exons.